Messenger RNA from Cydia amplana, 2054 nucleotides. RefSeq names its product solute carrier family 12 member 8. Gene Ontology annotation, cellular component: membrane. The transcript is spliced from 11 exons. NCBI's taxonomy places the organism in Eukaryota, Metazoa, Arthropoda, Insecta, Lepidoptera, Tortricidae. Gene Ontology annotation, molecular function: potassium:chloride symporter activity. The record is from RefSeq and is a predicted model, not a curated record. The coding region runs from base 81 to 2042 and encodes 653 amino acids. Gene Ontology annotation, biological process: potassium ion import across plasma membrane; chloride transmembrane transport; potassium ion homeostasis.
UAAUUUUCAGGAUGUUUAUGCAAAGUAGCGCAAGAUAAACAAAUAUUAUUUAGUAUUUCGAAUGAAUUGUAUAUUUCAAAAUGGAACCAAAUAGUCGUGGAAGGAGGAACGAGUUGGAUAUAGACAGCUUUCGUAGUGAUGACGCAGGCUUUGAUAGGGCUCGUAUGAGAAGACAAUCCGGCGGUUUCGUGGAUCUGGGUAAUGAAUCACAAUAUGGAACAGGCGGACACCAAGCCUCUGGGGCUAACGAAAUCUUUGCAGAUAUUCAGGGAGAUGUACCAUGGUGGAAAUCCAACUUCUUUAUAUCACAACCAGUCCUCUUUGGCACCUGGGAUGGGGUGUUCACAUCUUGCCUUAUCAAUAUUUUUGGAGUCAUUGUAUUCCUGCGGUCUGGGUGGAUAGUGGCUCAAGCAGGCUUAGUUAAUGCUAUCCUAAUAGUGUUUUUCACGGUGUUUGUGGCCCUGAUCUCAGUGUUGUCAGCGGUUGGUAUUUGUGAAAGAUGUCGGAUAGAAAGUGGAGGGGUGUAUUUCUUACUCGCUCACACAUUGGGCUCCAGGAUGGGAGGCUCACUGGGAAUUGUCUACUGUUUUGGCCAGGCUGUAGGUUGUGCUUUAAAUGUAUUUGGUUUUGGAGAAUCAAUGGCCAAGUUGUUUGGGACUGAAGAAACGUGGGCAGCGCGUGGAUUCGCCAUCGCCGCGGUGCUGUUGUUGGGCACAAUAAAUAUCGCGGGCGUCAAAUGGGUCAUAAAGUUGCAGUUUGUUUUACUACUCAUCAUUCUAAUGGCUGCUUUGGACUUCUUUGUUGGUUCAUUUACAACUCACACUGAUGUACCUGGAUUUAAUGGAUGGCUUAAUAGCACAAUCUCCUACAAUAUGUGGCCAGAAUACAAGGACUACACCUGGUUCAAGUGCUUUGGCGUAUUCUUUCCCACUAUUACCGGCAUUCUGGCUGGCAUCAACAUGAGUGGGGACUUGAAAAAUCCUUCCAUGAAUAUCCCUAAUGGUUCAUUAGCAGCUAUUGGAACAGGGACUUUCCUAUACUUGAUGUUCGUCAUAACCCUAGCCGCGACCGUAAGCAGGGAAGUGUUGCUGACGAACUUCUCCAUCGCAACAGACAUAUCGGCCAUCACGGUCCUGCUCCUAGCCGGCUUGUAUGUCAGCUCCAUGAGCUCGUGCUUGGGAGCCAUGUAUGGAACCCCUAGAGUAUUACAGAGCAUUGCAAAUGAGAAGGUUAUACCGGGACUUGACACCCUCGGGCAUGGAAGAGGUCCAAAUAAGGUUCCCAUAUACUCAAUGGUCGUAGUAGCCAUAGUAACCAUAACGUUCAUCAUAAUAGGUGACAUCAACAAGCUUGCACCCAUCGUGACCAUGCCGUUCCUUAUCACUUACGCUAGCAUUGAUUACUCUUACUUUGCCCUUGCUCAAACAUUUGAUUUGCAACAUAGGCGUGAGAUGAGAUUCCAGGGGCAUUCACAGAGAGAUACGCAAGUGUAUGGCGCUACUGGCAGUGACUUGGAUCUAUUGUUCCCUGAAAGAAUAAGGCAUAAAAAUGUUGGUGAUUUCACGCCGUCCCCGACCGACCCGGCGACGAUGAACGGCCGAGCGGGCGGCGACGCCGACGGGCGCCGCCCCGACGUCGGCGUGCACUCCAAGCACAAGAACUGGUACUCGCAUCUGUGCAACAGGUGGCUGUCGCUCGCUGGGGUAGCAAUAAAGGUGCUGCUAAUGUUCCUGGUGCACUGGGCGUACGCACUGGGCUGCCUCAGCAUCCUGUGGCUGCUGUGGCUGUACAUCGGCGCCGCCAACCCCGCCGUCAAGCCCGGCCGGGCCUCCGAGUUCCGCUUCUUCCACUGGCUGAAGAUCGCCUUCUUACAAGCUAUAGGAAAACGUCCGCUGGAGUACGAGCAGCUGGUGGUGACGCCCGUGCACUCCGACAUCCGCGUGGAGCAGGAGCGGCUCAACGACGACAACGAGGACUUCGCGUCGCGCCGCCGCUACCACCAGUCCACCAACGUGCAGAGCCACCUCGUCAGCGUCACGUAGCCGGGGGACACU